UUGCUUGGUACUCGGUGGCUACAACUCCUCGAACACGACCCACCUCCUGGAAAUUGCGGAGGACGAGGGCGUGCCUGCGUAUCAUAUCGACUGCGCGGAGCGCAUUGGAGUUGCUGAUGGAGAGGCCACCAACAAAAUCCAGCACAAGCCCCUGACCACGCUGCCUGCGCAAGCCAUGCUGGACGAGGGCCUUGAGGUCCAGAGAGAGGAGAAGAGCUUGGAAGUGCAAUGCAGUUGUCCAACGCAGAUCACGGAGAACUUCCUCCCAGAUGGUCCCGUCACCAUUGGCAUUACCUCCGGCGCGCCACUGCCCCAGGCCGCGGCCCAGGGUGGCCUGGCUCUGAAGGUGGGCGAGGCCACGAGCACCGAAGAGCUCCUAAGCUGCAAGAUCGGUGGCUGCUGCGGCAAGGACACCCCCGGCUUGAGCCGCGAGGAGGUCUUGGCGAGGAUCCCUCUGCUGCCUCUCUGGGCCUUGUCCCCGGACGGCGCUUCCAUCAGCCGCUGCUUCGUGGCCAAGAACUGGGCGGCAGCCAUGAGCUUCCUCAACGAGGUCAGCGUCUUGGCCGAGCAGGAGGGGCACCACCCGGAUGUGCACAUCACUUCCUACCGAAACGUCCGGGUGGAGUUGAGCACGCACGCGAUCGGAGGGCUCUCGCUGCCCGACUUCGUCUUGGCAGCCAAGAUGGAUCAGAUCAAGGUCGAGUACUCGCCGAAGUGGCUCAAGGAGCACCCCGUGGCCUAG
This is a messenger RNA of Symbiodinium necroappetens, 742 nucleotides long. The record is from the annotation of a GenBank genome assembly. Lineage: Eukaryota; Dinophyceae; Suessiales; Symbiodiniaceae.